Molecule: messenger RNA, 834 nt
Organism: Trypanosoma cruzi
Lineage: Eukaryota; Euglenozoa; Kinetoplastea; Trypanosomatida; Trypanosomatidae
Exons: 1
Coding region: 1-834 (277 amino acids)
Source: RefSeq, a predicted model, not a curated record
AUGCGUCGAUUCUGUUUUCCGGUUGCUACCUUUGCACAGGCAGCGUUGCGCCACCGCGGAAUCCGCUGGAACACCACGAUGGCCGAUAACGAAUCUCACACAGGGGCGAAAUCCUCUGCAUCUUCGUCAACUCCUUCGGAAGCCAAUGAAAUUUCAGCGAUGGAGCGGGCGUCCGAGGCUCGCAGAGAAAUUCACGACUUGUGGAUGUCUACAGAAAAGAUGCUGGAUCUGGAGAAUCGCGUGCGGUCUGUUGCUUCACUCAUUGAAAAGUACAAGCUUGAUCCCUCGACCCCGCGUGAGAAUGAUGUGAGCCGUGGAUUGGGUGAUGCGUUUGACCGUCUGCUGCUUCUUUGUGUCCCGUUGGGCAAAGAUUCCUCAAAAGGUACGGAUGACCUGGAGCGUCUCAUGAAUCUCGCUGGGCGAAACGGCAGGGAAAUUUCGGUGCGCACCAUCCAGCAUCUUUUUGCUCGUACUGACUCCUUUAGCGAGGCGCUGGCUGUUUUCUACGCCAUGCGUCGAUGUCAUGUGGCAAUGAACAUGGAGGCUUAUUACGCCAUGUUGUACUCAUUGCAGCGACUUGAGGAAGAGGGGUGGGCUCAGCGUUUUCGCGAGGAGUGUGAGGAGAAGGGAGGGGUUUCGGAACAGGCGAUGGACUUUGUAGUGAAGGGUAUCAAUAAUGCUCUUCUUCCCGAGAACAAGCCUUGGCUUGGUCGGGUGAUGUUUGGGGACAGAGACGCACCGGCGCAGCGACGGGAGGCUCGUGAUUAUGAUGAAUUGAGUGCCAUGUGGACUGAACGUUACAGAGAUGGCAGUGCAUUUCCCACAUCACCCUGA